Messenger RNA from Trichomonas vaginalis G3, 441 nucleotides. Its product is annotated as ZGC:162945 family. The record is from RefSeq and is a predicted model, not a curated record. Bases 1 to 441 code for a protein of 146 amino acids. NCBI's taxonomy places the organism in Eukaryota, Parabasalia, Trichomonadida, Trichomonadidae. The transcript has a single exon.
AUGCAUCCAAAGCUCCAGCUCCAAUCAUUGUGCAACUUCACAUAUGAACAGUUGGAAUACCUCGCUGACAUUAUUGAAUCCAACUGUGGAAGGGCCAGAAGAGGAAGGAAGGUCAAAUUUUCAACAAUCGAGUCUCUCUUCCUCACGCUCACAUAUUACUGCACAUACUUGCCCUAUUCAGCAUUAUGUCCGUUGCUACAUAUUUCCCAGUCAUGCUAUUCCAAAUUAGUUACAAGAACUACCAAUGUUGCAUUUCCAAUCUUUGCGAGCUAUUUUCUUCCCAAUCACUGUCCACCGUUAACUUCAAUGAAGAACAAAUUUACAAACUUCCCUGAUGCUGUUGCAGCUGUAGACAGCACUACAAUUCCUUUCAACAUUCCUUCGGUAAAGGAAGAGAGGCUUUAUAGUUGGGAUGAAAAAAAACCACUUCAACGGUAUUAA